AUGCGGCGAAUCUGCAUCUCCAACUCCAAGCUUGUGUUUCUCCUGCUGCUCUGCGCCAGGAUGCUGCCGGCGGGCGUAUCCUCUGCAAAGAUCCAUGGUAAAAUCAAUCAAUAUCGAAUCUCAGAGGCCUUGGGUGUGCUCAAAUUGAUUUGCCAGUGCUUGUGCUUGCUCAAAUUGAUGGCGAUGGCGGUGGUGGCAGGGAACCCAGCCAACGACCUUGUGGCCCUCAUCAACGGCAAGAGGGCGGCGAGCAAGCUGCCUGCGCUGCGCAACAGCAGAGGCCUCGGGUGCAUGGCGCUGCAGUACAUCUCCGAGUGCAUGGCCGCCGCCGCCUGCAGCAGCGGCAACACGGUGGCGUGCCAGCCCCCCGAGGCCCACAUCACGGAGGUCUACGCCGCCAACUGCGGCGUGGAACUCCCCACGGUGGACGUCAUCUCCGGCCGCCUCGUCGGCUGCCACCGGGACCGCGACGGCCCGGAGGACGCGGUGCAGGCCGUGCUGGCAUCAGCCAACGGCAACAGCACCAAUGCCACCGCCACGGCCACCGAGGCGGCCGCGCUGGCGGUGAUCCGCGGCAAGGAGCACACCCAGGUGGGCGCCGGCUUCGACCGCGCGCACCGCCGCGGGCCCUUCUUCUGGUGCCUCCUCUUCAGCAGCGGCAGCGCCAACUCCACCUUCCUGCUGGAGGCCGGCGGCAAGGGCAUCGACCAGACCCAUGGCUGCUUCAGCGCUCCAGAUCGCCCCUCGUGCAACGCCGCGCCGCCGCGCCCCGGACAGCUCAUGUUCACCAUUGCCGUUGCCGCAGCGGCUGCGCUGCUCUUCCGUUGCCUUGUCUCCUAA
Molecule: messenger RNA, 840 nt
Organism: Miscanthus lutarioriparius
Lineage: Eukaryota; Viridiplantae; Streptophyta; Magnoliopsida; Poales; Poaceae
Source: the annotation of a GenBank genome assembly